AUGGUAACCAUUGUGGCUUCUCACAAUGUCACUCCAAAUGAACCAACUCCCAAUGACCCUUUAUGGCUAUCAGAUAGUGACCAAAUCGGAAACCUACGCCAUGUAUCAUGUUUUUAUGUUUACAAAGCAAAGCACGACAAGAAUGCAUUAGAGAGGUUGAUGAAGUCUCUUAGCAAGAUUUUAGUGCACUACUAUCCAGUUGCUGGAAGAUUGAGAUUGACAGAAAGUGGUCGAAUGGAACUCAAUUGCAACGCUAAGGGAGUCACCUUGGUAGAAGCUGAAACCACAAACACAUUUGCUGAUUAUGGAGACUUUUCGCCUUCUCUAUUCACAGAGGAACUUGUUCCCAAAGUUGAUUAUACUCAACCCAUAGAGGACAUUCCUCUAAUGCUGAUACAAUUAACAACCUUUGACGGUGGUGAAGGCCUUGCCAUUGGAACUCUUACCUCUCACCCUUUGGCCGAUGCGACAAGCAUGAUGCCCUUCGUCAACAACUGGGGAAAGCUGACUCGAGGAGAGGAGCUAGAGCCUAAUGAAAUCCCAUUUCUCGAUAGAACACUGCUUAAAUUACCACCACAACAUUCCUCACCAAGUGUUAAACUCCCAGAAUGGAAGCCUGUGCAGCAAGCACAAGAACAAGAGCAAAGGAAGAGAAGUGCUGCGUUGUUCAAACUCUCAGCAAAACAGGUGGAGAGACUCAAGGAGAAGGCUAAUGAUAAAGCUUCAAGUGAAGGGGUAAGACCUUUUAGCAGAUUUGAAGCUAUUGCUGCUCAUAUAUGGAGAUGUGCAUCUAAGGCUCGUACUUCUGCUGAGAGUUCAAACCAUCCAACUCUGGUUCGGUUUAGUGUUGAUAUUCGCAAAAGAUUGAAUCCACCACUCCCUCAGAACUAUUUUGGGAAUGCUUUGGCAAAAACAGUGACACCUAAAUGUAACGAGGGAGAGAUCAUAUCAAACCCUUUGAGUUAUGCUACUCAGAAGAUAAGGGAAGCAGUUUAUAUGGUUACAGAUGAGUAUAUAAGAUCACAGUUAAGUGUUAUUUUAGGGCAAGAGCAAUUGGAUAGCAUAAGGGCCUUUUUCAUGGGACAAGGACAUCUUUUGAAUGUGCCCUAUGCUGGGAAUCAUAACAUUCUCCUCACAAGCUGGCUGGGAAUGCCAAUAUAUGAAGCAGAUUUUGGUUGGGGAAAACCUAUGCAUUAUGGUUUAGCAAGUGCAUUUCAAGAAGAUAGAGCAGCAAUUCUUCCAAGCUCAGAUGGAGAUGGUGUUGCUGUCACCAUGUUUUUCCAGACAGUACUUAUGCAGCUUUUCAAAACAUUGUUCUACGAGGAACUGUGA
Molecule: messenger RNA, 1332 nt
Organism: Vigna unguiculata (cowpea)
Lineage: Eukaryota; Viridiplantae; Streptophyta; Magnoliopsida; Fabales; Fabaceae
Product: hydroxycinnamoyl-CoA:piscidic acid hydroxycinnamoyltransferase-like
Molecular function (GO): acyltransferase activity, transferring groups other than amino-acyl groups
Source: RefSeq, a predicted model, not a curated record